GUAUGUUCAGUUCCUUAAUGAGUUUCUGACAACUGCAGAACUUUACUUCAUGCUGGGACACAGGGUAUGUCCAGUUCCUGCCUGAAUUUCUGAGAACAGCCGAAUUAUACUUCAUGGUAGGACACAAAGUGCACUACUAUGUAUUUACUGACCAACCUGAAGCUGUACCUAAUAUCACCCUAAAAACAAAUCGAUUUCUUCAUGUUGUAGAAAGUGAGCCUUACAAACGUUGGCAAGAUGUCUCAAUGCAGAGGAUGGAGAGUAUCCAUCAGCAUAUAUCAAAUCAAUUCUACAAAGAAGUAGAUUAUCUUGUUUGUGCAGAUUCUGAUAUGAAAUUUAAUGAUUAUUUAGGAGUGGAAAUUCUAGAUGAACUGGUCGCCACACUUCACCCAGCGUACUAUGGUUCAGAACGUAAUCAUUUUCCAUAUGAACGAAGAGAAAUUUCUGAGGCCUACAUACCAGCAGAUGAGGGUGAUUUUUACUAUAUGGCAGCAUUCUAUGCUGGAACUGUGCAGGGUAUUUACAAAAUGACCCAGGUCUGUUAUGAUGGUAUUCAAAAAGAUAGAAAGAAAGGUGUGGAAGCAGCGUGGCAGGAAGAGAGUCAUUUCAAUAAAUACUUGGCGUACCACAAACCUACCAAAGUACUUUCUCCUGAGUACAUCUGGGACAAUGCCAUGGGAAAUCGGGAAAUCUUGAAAAAGAAACGUUUUAUUGCUGUCCCUAAGGACCAUAAUAAAAUUAGAAAUUAGAUGAUUCUUUUUGAAUAUAGAAAUGAAUGAGUAUAUUAAUUAACAUGUACUCAUGAUUAAUACAUAAGCCAUUACCAGAAAGUACACUGUUAACAUCAGAAUACCUGUAUUAAUAAAAUUAUUUAUAUACACUGUCUUUUUAGGACGCAGUAAACGGUCUCAAUGACUAAGCAGUCAAUGCUAAAUCAAUAAAACUGAUAAGGAAAAUUAAAACAAUGCUGUAAUAAAUGGAAAAUGUGUUGCUGAAAUUAAAAAGAUGCAGUUUUAGAAUACAGAGGCUGUCAAUAAUUUCUGUGAAAUACAAACGAGACAAAUAAGUACCUUUAUUUUAAACAGCAAAUAGGUCAUAUUAUCUCCUGUCAGAAGGAGUGGUUUGACUGAUGUGUGUAAGUUGGAAGGGGAGUUUUGAAAACUGAAUUAUAGAUGACUUCUCCCACUCCAUCACCACAGCCAGUCAUCAAAUAAAAAUGUCUGACAGAGAUCCGAAAUACACAACUGCUCACUAAUAUAAUCUAACAGUUGGCUGAGGAGUGUAGUGGAAAGUUUCACCAUUCACCAUGUAUUGGGGUUAUGGGAUUCAUGUUUUAUGAGAUUUCUAUACUGCUAGGUGGGCUUCACUGGUAGCAGGUCUCAGAAUGGAGGAUUUACAGCACUGUUGUUUCCCUUUCCUAAUGGCAUACUACAGCCUCUUCGAAAGUAACGUUACAGAUGUGUGAAGAGGUCGCCCUCGAUCUUGAACAUGGAAUACGUAUAAAUGUUCUUCCCUGUCGGGUAAACAUAUUUUGACAAGUUAAGCAUGGAAUAUAUACGUCUGUUCUUUUCUUCCAGGUAAACAUAUUUUGACAAGUAACACAGUGACUAUUUUAUGCCUUGGAAAAUUACUUGCUGAUGACAUCAAAAUAAACCCCACUAUUGCUUCAGACAUAAACAACUUGUAAAUGUAUCUUCUCUCUCCAUUUCUAAUGUUUAUCUGUUUUUAAACUUGUGGAAUUGAUUGUAACUUCUUUGUCUAUAUGACUGGCUAAGCCUCUCUGUACAUACACAGUUGCCUCCAGCCAGUUAAGAUUUUCAUCUUCACCGUUGGACCAUAUCAUUCAUUAACCUCACAUUCAGCUUUAUGGCCAUCAGCCACAGACCAUUCUGAUCUAUGCUUCCAAAUGUGAGAUAAUUGGAAAAUAACUGAAUGACUCAGCUGUCAAAGACAAAGAAAAGCUACUCGACUGUAAAACUGUCAUCACAUUGAUAAUGCAGUUACUUGUUUGCGUUCAUGUGCCGGAUGAGUAUAUCCAAAAUCAGAAAAAUAAAAAAAAAACAUGAUCUGUUCAAAUGAUUGUGAUAAAACAUAACCAAUAUAUCAAUUAUAAUCAAAGUUUCACAACAAUUGAUAUAUUUGUGGUUUCAGAUGGAAAUUGUCAUGCUUGUACUUUUCAUGGGUUUAUAGUGAAACAUUGAAUUCACAAAUUCAGUGUUUCUUUGUAGUGAAUACUCUACAUUGAUUUGACAGAAAUGUCAAAAAACACAUAAAAAGAGCAAAGAAUACUGUGUUUGCAGGGGGGCAAGUCCCCUUCACCACCUAUGUGGUGAGCUGCAUCUCCCACACACCUCCCAUUAAUUAAAUACUAACUAUGAGAGCGCACAACAGUGUUGUAUAAGGAGAAAGUCCUCACUUUACUGUAAGUGAUCUAGCCCAAACCUGCAACCAUUUGCAUUCACACACACAGAAGAAAUCAAACACAUGCACACAUACAUACAAAUGAAAGGCACCCUUCUGAAUAUGUUGAUUAAAAUAUAGUACAUAACUGGAAAAGAAGAAAAUGCAUUGUACACUCCCCUUAUUAAUUCUUGGGAUGUCCUCACCAGGAUUAAACAAGAACAUUUUGUCAGUACAACAUGGUUUUCCACAGUUGAUGUAGUGGAUUUAUUUAAUUCCAUCCCCACCAAACUGGGUUAGAAUUCUUUUUGGAAGCCCUGCUUGAACAUUCAACUUUGGAAGGGGGGGGGCUCAUCAAUUUUGUGAUGGAAGUGAUGGAAAUUAUCUUACACAACAACUACAUUACUUUUGAAGGAGAACACUUUAGACAGUUGAAGGGGUGGCCAUGGGUUCUAAUAGUCCACCGAUAUAUGCUGACUUGGUAAUGGUCACGUGGGGAAAAAAGUAAAUUUUCAACACAGAUUUCAACAACAAUUAGAACUUUACCUUUGUUACCUGGAUGAUGUGUUUAUCUUGCGGAAGGGGGAUGAAAAUAUUGUUAACAAUUUUUUUGAACACGUUAAUCAUGUGUGUUCUUAUUUUAAAUUUACGUACAGUUACUCUAAGGAAAACAUAGACUACUUGGAUGUUUCCAUUUUAAGAGACAAGUGAAUGGUACUUUUACUUCUAAGGUUUUUUGCAAACCAACCUACUCUAAUAGUUUCUUGGCCUUUAACAGUAAACACCCUUUUUACACUAAGAAAAAUAUAGUUAGAGGCCAAAUGAUCAAAGGGGCAAGAAUGUGCUCCACUCUUGAAAACCUCAAAAGUGAACUUGGUAACCUCACUCAGAUCUUUAUUGACAGAGGUUACCCCAUGAGUUGGGUUCAUGAGACUGCCUUGGAAGUUUUACAAGGGUGGGGAACAAAAUAUAAACCUUUACUAGGUAGUGAACCAACCCUCGACCCCCCAUUCAGAACAAAACCAUUUCUGUAAAUUUUCCAACUCUAUGGUAACAUAUUUUGGUCUCCUGGAAAGAAAGGUGAGGAACAUUAACGAAAAUUGGAGGAUACUUGAAGCAAACAGUGAGGUGUUUUAUAUUUUGGGGAAGUCUCCCACUUUUGUUUCAAAAAUGAGAUCAGAUAUGAAGUUUUAUUUUGAACACAUACUUCAUAUGACUACUAAACAACAAGGGACAAAUAAAUGUGGAGCAUGUGAUUACUGCACCUUCAUUUUAGAAGAACUAUUUAUUACAAUAGGGAAAGUUCAUGUAAAAGUACACUUGGCCAAUGGUAACUGUAAUAGUAGUAGUUUAACAUACUUGAGCACAUGACAGAGCUGUAGGGCAUUUUAUGUUGGAAAAAUGGAGAAGAAUCUCCGUAAACGUAUAUAUGAACAUCAAUACACUAUAGCUAAUAAAAACACUAACAAUGUCCUAUUCAAGCACACCUUGUCAUGUACCUGUGAAGCUAGAUUCAAGUUUGGUAUCCUUGAAAUUAUUAAGAAGGACCUGAGAGGUGGUGAUUAGGGUAACAAAAUACACAAAAGUGAACUUAAGUGGCAACUUAAACUGGGAGCUAAUAUACCCCCAGGUAUGAAUGAACAUCUCUCUAUUGUUCCCAUUUUAAAGGCUAGAACACAAGACUUAUACAUUUAUUUUAAAGUUAUUUUUGUGAAUUAAUUGUAUUAUUUUUUAUUGUGUUGAACACUACCAUUUUAAAACUUCAUUUUAUGAUGAAAACAUCUUAAUGAUUUGUAAUUAAUAACUGUUAAUUGUUUGAUUGUUAAUUGAUUGCAUUAUUUAAACUACCUCAACUGGUGAAGCACUAUGAUUUGAUAAAUUCCUGUUGGUUUGGACAAAAGUGUGUACCCAGUACAUGUUUUUUUUGGAAGUGAUCUCUACAAUAAAACUUUCUUUGGA
This is a messenger RNA of Protopterus annectens (West African lungfish), 4359 nucleotides long. RefSeq names its product histo-blood group ABO system transferase-like. The transcript has 2 exons. Gene Ontology annotation, molecular function: hexosyltransferase activity. Gene Ontology annotation, biological process: carbohydrate metabolic process. The record is from RefSeq and is a predicted model, not a curated record. Bases 114 to 749 code for a protein of 211 amino acids. Lineage: Eukaryota; Metazoa; Chordata; Ceratodontiformes; Protopteridae. Gene Ontology annotation, cellular component: vesicle; membrane; Golgi apparatus.